Malaya genurostris is the source of this 1954-nucleotide messenger RNA. RefSeq lists its product as uncharacterized. The transcript is spliced from 2 exons. Gene Ontology annotation, cellular component: transcription factor TFIID complex. Lineage: Eukaryota; Metazoa; Arthropoda; Insecta; Diptera; Culicidae. The record is from RefSeq and is a predicted model, not a curated record. Bases 470 to 1954 code for a protein of 494 amino acids.
UACCAGAGAAAACGGUCGUUCGCAUUCAUCACUAGAAAGAAAAUUCCCGGACGAGCCCCCCACCAGAAGAAGUCAUCCUCCCCUAGAAGGAAGCAUCAUCGCCCAGGAAGUACAGUCCGCUGGAGAACCGUAGCCAGCAUAAAAGCGUACUUCCGCUCUUAUGCCCUACUUGCUUCUCCCCGGAUAUCCGAAAACUUUAAUCGUAAAGUCUUAAGGCAAAUUAAAAGGAAUUUGCGACAGGGAACAGUCAGUCGCUCUGACGGCUGACAUUUUGGUGGCUCCAGAGAGGAGCGUAUCGCAAAUUCUUUUAACUUGCUUAAGCUUUAUCAAAAGACUCUGGAAUAGUUGCUUUAAACUAUUUUGGAGAAUAUUUGUUGAAAAAAAAAAUAUUAUCAUUGCCAUUAGCAGUAGAUAAUUUGAGUUUCGGGAACUUUCUAAAUAGAUUAACAUAGCAAUUCUCUGUACUAAAAUGGAGUUUGUGGCUAAUCCAAAUGGUCAUUGUCGCCUUUGCACGAAGAAAGAUCGUGCAAUGGUCGAAAUGAUAACUUGCGAUGAGUGCGAUAGGUGGUUCCAUUUAUCUUGUGUGAAUCUUGAUAAACGGCCACCAAGAUCAGAGGACUGGUACUGUAUGAAAUGCCAGCAGCGUAAAAAAGAAUACGCUGCAAUGACGAAGGACUUGGAAGUGACAAAUAUGGCACUCCAAGCAAAAAAUGGCAGCAGCAGGGCAAUUAUUGAGCUGAUGAGAAUACACGAGAGGACCAUGUUAUCCCUCGUGACUUCCAUUCAGAAUACGAACAUGAAAGAAGACGCAAUGUCAGUAAAUUCAGGAAACUCGAUUGAAUGGAAAAGUUAUUAUGAAACCUUGCCUAAGAUUAUCGGUAAUGCCAGAGGAAUGGAGCAGCAACCAAAGCUGCACCGAUAUGAUAUGCUGCAGCCAAGUACGACUGGUGGAACAACUGGAAUUACAAUAACCACUGGCUCAGAGGAGAACACAAGCGAUUCUGAAGAGUUAGAAUAUGAUAGUAAUGAAAAUGAUUUUGCCGGAUUCGAUGAGGACUCCGCUGGUAGCGAGAACGGAAUGUUAAGUUCUCCAAGAUCCUCAAGUACGAUUUCCGAUUUCACAAAUUCUGAAAAAGUCCAAGAACUGGAAGCAAAUCUUUGGUCGUCUACGGAAGCAUUUGGGGAAAAUGUGGUUGCCUCGGUGAGAAGUGCCACAUUAGGAUCUACCGACGAACAGAACAAAAUGGAAUCUGUUGUUGGUAUGGCACCAGCACCUGGGAAUGCAUUUGACAAUAGCGCUAAAGUUUUAGCUAUGUCUACCAUGGUGACUAAGCGAAAAGUCACCGCUCCUGUCAAUGCUCUCGAUGAAGCCUUCAGUGUACCCUUUGCAUAUGAAUGGAAAAGGGAAUUGGUUUAUUAUGCAAAUUUGGAUGGCAAUAGUAAAGAUACAAAUAAUUAUAUCAUCAUGCCACUACACGGGGGGUUAACGUCGGAUAAUUUUACGUUUAAGAAAGAUUCCGUGGGUGGAUCAUCAGAUGAAGAAAUUAUACGAAGUGCCAGAUCAUAUGGAUUAACGCCUCGACGACCUAUACCAGAACCACUUUCUGGAUACAAUUUGGGUAAACGAAUCCCAAAGACUAAAAUGCUCAAAGAAACAAGUACACCGCCAUGUGUGUCGUUGGUAUGUGCAUCAGUAAGUCCAUCAGGUAUAACUCCUUCAUUGCGCUCGAAUUCGCAAACCCCUCCUGAAUCAAGAGGAAUAAGAACUGGUUCCCAAGUUACCUUUGUGUGUCGAAUGAGGAACCAGGUAGCGAACCACCUUCGACUGUGGAAAAAUGUUCGAUUGAAGAAUUCGCUCGUUAAUGAUUGGACUGAAUUGGAAAAUAUUUUCCAAAAAAAAAAACGGCACAAAGUAUCAGGGAGAUUGGAUUGGAGAAAAGUAUGCAGAGACUAA